Molecule: messenger RNA, 1292 nt
Organism: Octopus bimaculoides (California two-spot octopus)
Lineage: Eukaryota; Metazoa; Mollusca; Cephalopoda; Octopoda; Octopodidae
Molecular function (GO): calcium ion binding; protein binding
Source: RefSeq, a predicted model, not a curated record
CUAGGUAAUUGCUCAGAAGGUGAACAAAGUACGAGCUCAGACUCUUGUGUCAAAUGUGUUAUCGGAACCUAUCGUCCUGCCAAAGAUCCUGUUUGUAUUAAAUGCCCGUCUGAUUUCCUAACUAAUGGAGAAGGAAAGACAUCGGAAGCGGAUUGUAUAAUUCCUCCCUGUAAUGAAGGAACAUACUACAAUGGUUCAAAGUGUUUAAAUUGUGCGCUGGAUGAGUACCAAGACGAGAAGUAUCAGAGAACUUGCAAGAGUUGUCCAAAUGGUAAAUAUACGUCAUCUGAAGGGACAAAGGAUGCCACUUCAUGCACAACUUACUGUAAAGCAAGAAAAAAUGUCUGCCCACAAAAUGCGAUAUGUGUUGAUACAGACUCUGGUCAUAAUUGUACAUGCAUUACUGGAUAUGUGCUGAUUUCGAAUGGAACGUGUGUAUAUGCCUGUGAUACAGUCUACUGCUUAAAUGGAGGCACCUGUGCCAGAUCGCGUUCACUCCCUAUGUGUAUCUGUACAAAAUACUACAAAGGAACCAUUUGUGAACAAGAACUUUCUGCUUCAGAACUCUCUAAAAAUACAACUGACAUAAUUAUUGGAACCUCCAUUGGUGUCACAGUAGCAAUACUGUUCCUUAUCUUACUUAUAACUUAUAUUUGUAUCCGGAUGAGAAAAUCUCCCCGAGGCGACCUUGCAGAAAAUGGUUCCCAUUUGCACCCAUUUUAUGAACCAGUGUCGAAAGCACACUCGGUUCCAUAUACCAACAGUUUAUACGAAUUUUCUAACUCAUUAUCACAAAGCAAGCGUUAACUGAAAGCUUUCACAAAUUCAGCAUAUGUCUCAGCCGAUAACCAUUUCAUCUCCAGUAUGUAAAGUACCAAUUCCAAAAUCGAGGCAGGCCAAUUAUAUCAGGAAUUUUUUCAAUAUGUUUGACUUCUUGUAUAUUUCUGUUCUAUAUGUAUAUUAUUUUUUUAAUAUAUUUUUUAACUUUCUAUUUUCACUUUCUGCCUCCAAUCACUAACGCCAUCUACAAAAUAACAGCUAGAUAAAAAAUGAUUAACUUCAUUUAACCUUCAUCAAAUUGAAGAUAUAAUUUAAUCUAACAAUACGUGCAGAUGUAUUAUUUUUGUUUAUGUUUUAUUUUCGUUUCUUUGUUUUGUUUCAAUUUUUGACUUGUUUUUUUUUUUACUGUUGUCCUCGUUUGUCACGUGCUUCAAGAACGCUUUCAGUGUGUGUGUAUGCAUGCACACACACACACACACACACACACACACACACACACACACACACACACA